This is a messenger RNA of Neohortaea acidophila, 1195 nucleotides long. RefSeq names its product Snf7-domain-containing protein. The coding region runs from base 243 to 932 and encodes 229 amino acids. Gene Ontology annotation, cellular component: multivesicular body; ESCRT III complex. The transcript has 2 exons. The record is from RefSeq and is a predicted model, not a curated record. NCBI's taxonomy places the organism in Eukaryota, Fungi, Ascomycota, Dothideomycetes, Mycosphaerellales, Teratosphaeriaceae. Gene Ontology annotation, biological process: endosome transport via multivesicular body sorting pathway; protein transport; late endosome to vacuole transport.
GACGUUUCGCCGCACGGACCACGUUCGCGGUCCGCCAAAACGUCACCUGGGAUGGCAGGUGCGCGUACAGUAAAGGUAUCUUGCCGUUGUCCACCUCCUCGCCUUUUACCCUCUCCACCGGCACCAUGAAUGUGACUUGCACCAUCCUUCAACCCGCUGGAUCAUGAACAUUGUCAUACUCGUCGAUCCGCGGCUUCCCUGGCGAUGACAACACUGCUGUCCUCCUCACGCACCUUGGAAUCAUGAAUGCAACCCGCCGAUUCUUCUACGGCCCUUCGCCUGAAGAACAGAAACAAAAAUGUAUGUCUCUCGUGCGGUCCAACGACCGCAAGCUCGACCGCGACAUCGCCAACCUCAAAGCCCUCGAGACGAAGACGCGCAACUUCAUCUUGCAGGCCAACAAGCGAGCCCAGCGCAACCCCGCCCGAUCCCAGCAAGCCGCGCAAGAGAUGCGCACGUUCGCCAAAGAGUUGGUGCGGGUACGGAAACAAAAGGCGCGUGUUGUGACCAGCAAGGCCACUCUCGCCAGCGUCGGUAUGCAGGUCCAAGAGGCCUUUGCCAUGCAGAAGAUCGCGGGAAGCAUUAAAUCUGGCGUGGGCAUUAUGAAAGAUGUGAACACCCUUGUGAAACUACCCGAGCUUUCCGGCACCAUGCGGGAGUUGAGCCAGGAAUUGGUGAGGGCGGGCAUCGUCGAGGAGAUGGUGAGCGAUUCAUUGCCCACCGAUGAAUUACUAGAGGGCGAGGACGACGAAGCGGAGGCGGAAGUCGACAAGGUAUUGGGGGAGAUCCUGAAGGACAAGGUGCAAGGUGCACAAGUUCCGCUGGAGCCUGUGCAGCCCGCAGAAGCGCAAGCAAACGAGGAGGAAGAGGAGGCGGAUGCGGAAGAGAUGCUGGCGCAAAUGAGAGGCAGAUUGGAAGCGCUGAAGAGUUAGGCAGUGCUGUGUGGAGGGUUUGGCUGUAGAUCAAGGCCUGGAUGGCGUUGGCGUUUUCGAUGGAAGACUAGAUGAUCGUUUCACUGCAUACUACUUCCAUAUGCAAGCCUUUUCGUGUGCAUAUCGGGGUUACGGACGCAAGGUCUCGCUGCCAUUCAUCCUGUGCUCCGAUCUCAGGGCAGGCAUGCGAUGCCUCAGGCGUGGAUGCGGGAGCAAACAUUCGGCUGCGAGCGUUAGCGCGCGGCUAGCGGGCGGGCGCAGCC